CUGCGUUUGCUUGCGGGAGUCAAGCUCUCCCUCUUCAAAUUUCAAUAUCUCGUACAGAGCCGGCCAGAGAGAGACUAUCAUGUCAUAUCAGAUUACGAAGCUUUUGCUUUUGGUAUUGCAUACUCAUAUACGAGUGCUUAAACGAUUUUAAGCAGCACGUAACCCACAAGCUGUGAUAUGAUGAUAAGGACGUGUGCAAGCAAUCCUCAGUGUGGAAUCCACCCACACCACAGAAACCUCUGAACCAUGUGGGUUAUACUUAUAAGGAGCCUUUUAGAUUCAAUACCCUCAUGAGUUUCUGACUGAAGAAGAAUCAGAAACCCUUGUGAGAAUCAGAGGCCUUAUAAGAAUGAGCAAGGAAAGCAGAGAGAUAGAGAAGGACGCGACCUCGUCGUCUUCCUCUUUCUCAACGUCACCUGCGAGCAACAUGAAGACCGGUGCUAGAAUUUCCGAUAAAGACAAAGCAAUUGCUCAGUACAGCGCGGACGCAGGGAUUUUGGCAGAGUAUGAGCAAUCUGGUGUGUCGGGCAAGUCGUUCGAUUACUCAAGGUCGAUUCUUGAUGCUCCGAAAUCCGUGUCGGACGAGAAAAUGACGGCUUACUUGUCAAGAAUCCAAAGAGGUGGUCUUGUUCAGCCAUUUGGUUGUAUGCUUGCGAUUGAAGAACCCACUUUUCGGAUAAUUGGGUACAGUGAGAAUUGUCUUGAAAUGUUGGGUUUAAACGGAAAAUCUCAUUCAAAACGAUUUGUUAGUCUGAUUGGAGUUGAUGCUACUACUCUCUUCACGCCUUCUUCUGGGGCUUCCCUUGCAAAAGCUGCAGCGUCGAGGGAAAUUUCGCUUCUGAACCCCAUUUGGGUCUGUUCCAGAACAACACAGAGGCAUUUUUAUGCUAUAAUGCAUCGGAUUGAUGUGGGAAUUGUAGUUGAUUUGGAGCCUGCAAGGUCUAGUGAUCAUGCAUUGUCACUUGCAGGCGCCGUACAGUCUCAGAAACUAGCUGUACGGGCAAUUUCAAGGCUGCAAUCUCUUCCUGGGGGAGAUAUUGGAGCUUUGUGUGAUGCUGUUGUUGAAGAAGUUCAAAAGCUCACUGGAUAUGACAGGGUUAUGGUUUAUAAGUUCCAUAAGGAUGAUCAUGGGGAGGUUGUGUCUGAAAUCAGAAGGUCGGAUUUAGAGCCCUUUUUGGGUUUGCAUUACCCUGCCACGGAUAUCCCUCAAGCUGCUCGCUUCUUAUUCAAGCAAAACCGAGUCAGGAUGAUUUGUGAUUGCCAUGCAAAACCAGUUAAGGUGAUUCAAAGUGAAGAGUUAAGGCAGCCUCUCUGCUUGGUCAAUUCUACCCUUAGGUCACCACAUCAAUGUCACGCACAGUACAUGGAAAAUAUGGGCUCAAUUGCUUCUCUGGUUAUGGCUGUUAUUGUCAAUGGAAACGAUACCACAAAGCUAUGGGGAUUGCUCGUUUGUCACCACACCUCACCGCGUCAUGUCCCUUUCCCACUUCGCUAUGCUUGUGAGUUCUUAAUGCAGGCUUUUGGAUUGCAGCUCCACAUGGAGAUGCAAUUGGCAUCGCAGAUGGCAGAGAAGAGAACUCUUAAAACCCAAACCUUACUAUGUGACAUGCUCCUUCGUGAUGCUCCUUCUAGUAUUGUCACCCAAUCUCCUAGUAUAAUGGAUCUUGUGAAGUGUGACGGUGCUGCACUGCUUUUUGGUGGAAGCUGUUGGCUAUUAGGCACAACCCCAACUGAGUCACAGGUAAAAGACAUUGCAGAAUGGCUACUUAGUAGUCAUGGGGACUCAACUGGUUUGAGCACAGAUAGUUUGGCUGAUGCUGGUUACCCGGAUGCUGCUUCACUGGGGGAUGCAGUUUGUGGCAUGGCAACAGCGAGGAUCAAUUCAAGGGAUUUUUUGUUCUGGUUCAGGUCGCAUGCUGCUAAGGAAAUCAAAUGGGGAGGAGCCAAGCACCACCCAGAGGAUAAAGAUGAUGGAGGAAAGAUGAACCCUAGACUUUCAUUUAAAGCAUUUCUUGAAGUAUUAAAAAGCAAAAGUGUGCCAUGGGAAGCGUCAGAAAUCAAUGCUAUUCACUCUUUACAGCUUAUAAUGAGAGAUUCAUUCCAAGAUGCAGAGAACUGUGGUCCUAAGGCUCUAACUCAUGUGAAGCAAGAGGACACUGAUAUGGGCGGGAAUGGGAUAGAAGAACUCAGUUCAGCGGCAUUUGAAAUGGUCAGAUUGAUUGAAACAGCAACAGUUCCAAUUUUUGGUGUUGAUUCAGCUGGUAUAACCAAUGGGUGGAAUGCAAAAAUUGCCGAACUAACAGGUCUGCAAACCAGCGAAGCUAUGGGAAAAUCUCUUGUAAAUGAAGUUGUGGUUGAGGACUCACGGGAAACCGUUGAUAAUAUUCUAAAAAGAGCCCUGGAAGGUCAGGAGGACAAAAAUGUUGAGUUGAAGUUGAAACACUUUGGUCCGCAUCAGCAAAAAUCAGUUGUGUAUAUUAAGGCAAAUGCUUGCACAAGUAGGGAUUACAAAAAUGCUGUUGUUGGGGUCUGCUUUGUGGGUCAAGACAUCACUCAUGAGAAAUCUGUUCUGGACAAAUUUAUCAAGUUGGAAGGUGAUUACAAAGCAAUCAUACAGAGUCCCAAUCCACUAAUCCCACCCAUAUUUGCUUCAGAUGAGAAUGCCUGUUGCACUGAAUGGAAUGCAGCCAUGGAAAGGCUAACUGGUUGGAAAAGAGAUGAAGUUAUUGGGAAAAUGCUUCCCGGGGAGAUCUUUGGAGGUUUGUGUCGAUUAAGAAGUCAAGAUUCACUUACGAGUUUCAUGAUUUUAUUAUAUCAAGGAAUCAGUGGCCAAGAUUCUGAGAAGUUGCCAAUAAGAUUUUUCAACAGAAAGGAGGAACUUGUGGAGGUUUGCUUGACAGCGAACAAGAGGAUUGAUGCAGGUGGUAAAAUAAUUGGCUGUUUCUGUUUCUUGCAGAUUGUACCGCCAGACCCGCAACAGCCCUCAGAAGAACAAAGGCCACAAUGCAGAGGAAGGCCUUCUGAGUUUAGGGAAUUGGGCUAUAUAUUACAAGAGAUAAAGAAUCCUUUAAAUGGUUUGCGUUUUGCACAAAAAUUACUGCAAAAUACAGCUGUCUCAGAAAAUCAGAAACAAUUUCUUGAUACUAGUGAUGCUUGUGAGAGACAAAUUAUGACAAUUAUUGAGGAUGCGGAUUUUGGAAGUAUUGAUGAAGGAACUUUGCAGCUAAAAAUAGAAGAGUUUUUUCUGGGAAAUAUCCUAGAUGCCAUUGUCAGCCAAGUCAUGAUCUUGAUAAGAGAAAGAAACUUGCAGCUCUUUCAUGAAAUUCCUGAUGAAAUUAAAACGCUUACUCUAUUCGGUGACCAAAUAAGGCUUCAAGUGGUCUUGUCUAACUUUUUGAUCAAUUUGGUUUGCCACACACCAUCUCCCAAUGGCUGGGUAGAAAUAAAGAUUUCACCUGGGCUGAAGAUAAUACAGGAUGGAAGUGAGUUUAUUCAUCUGCAGUUCAGAAUGACCCAUGCCGGUCAAGGUCUUCCUUCUGAAAUUCUUCAGGAAAUGUUUGAAGGUGGGAAUAAAUGGACUACACAGGAAGGUCUAGGGCUAUACAUGUCAAGAAAAAUCCUCAUUAGGAUGAAUGGCCAUGUCCACUAUGUAAGAGAACAGAACAAGUGUUACUUCCUCAUUGAUAUUCAGCUUAGAACAAGAAAAGAAAGCCAGAGGAUUUCUCAGGCGGCAGAGACAAGCAUGUCAUCUUAGAUUUGUUCACCUGAUGAUGCUCCUCACAGUCAUCAGCAAAUAAGUCUCUAACCCAGCUUGGGGAACUGGCAGAUUUCUGAUAAGCACCGACUUUUAAUUCUGGGUUCAACUAUGAAGCAUCAGUAUCUAAACAAUAAAGUUGUAUAGUGUUCAAUAUGCAUUCGACUCUUGUCUGAGCCAUGGGGCAACACUUUAGAUUAUACUUGGAGAAAGUGUCAUAUCCUAAUUUGAAAUCUGUAAAUAUCAAAGUUUUUUUCUGUGAU
Neltuma alba is the source of this 4017-nucleotide messenger RNA. Its product is annotated as phytochrome E. The coding region runs from base 350 to 3754 and encodes 1134 amino acids. The transcript is spliced from 4 exons. Gene Ontology annotation, molecular function: phosphorelay sensor kinase activity; photoreceptor activity; protein homodimerization activity. Gene Ontology annotation, biological process: detection of visible light; regulation of DNA-templated transcription; red, far-red light phototransduction. The record is from RefSeq and is a predicted model, not a curated record. NCBI's taxonomy places the organism in Eukaryota, Viridiplantae, Streptophyta, Magnoliopsida, Fabales, Fabaceae.